This is a messenger RNA of Momordica charantia (bitter melon), 744 nucleotides long. RefSeq names its product protein S40-7. The record is from RefSeq and is a predicted model, not a curated record. NCBI's taxonomy places the organism in Eukaryota, Viridiplantae, Streptophyta, Magnoliopsida, Cucurbitales, Cucurbitaceae.
AUGGACGUCAAUGUUGGCUCCGCCGCCCGUUUCCGCCACCGCAAAUCCUCAUCCACCGAACGAUUUCUCGGUUCCCUCUCAUCUCCGGCCUCCCGCCAUGGAAACCCUAGCUUCAGCUCCACCGCCGCCCCUGUCAACGGAGCCGACGAUGAGAACGAGCUCAACGAGGACGACGUCUUCUGGACCGGCGAUUUCGCUGCCGAAUCCGGCCACCAUACCCACUCCACUCCCUCCUCCUCUUCCUCUUCCACUCCUCGCCACCACAUCCACCACCUUCAGCACAAGGGUUUCCCCCAGCCGGAGACCUUCGGAAUCCUCGCCGCUCUCCCCGAAAACGAGGCCUCGUCCAGUCUCCGCAGCUCUUCCUAUUUCUACCACAAGGCGUCCAUUUCCUCCUCGUCGUCUUCUUCCUCCCCUUCGUCUUCCCGUAUGAUUCCCACCAUUCCGAAACCUCCUCUGGAACGAUUGCCCCUUCCGAUUUCUGCCUCGUUGAAGUACCAGUCGGCCCCGGUGAAUGUGCCGAUAAUGUCGAAGCCGGUUCAGAGACACCAGGAGUUGGACGUGGAUGACAUUGAUGAAGGAGAUGGUGAGAUGUUGCCGCCGCACGAGWUUGUGGCCAGAAGUUUGGCCCAAUCGCCAUUGUUGUCAUGCUCAGUGCUCGAGGGCGCAGGAAGGACGUUAAAGGGCAGGGAUCUCCGCCAGGUUCGCAACGCAGUUUGGAGACGAACAGGUUUUCUUGAUUGA